UUGCCCCCAGUAGUGAGUUUCCUGCUGUAAGACCCCCUUAGUAAGUUCAUGCCUCCCUGUAUGUGGGGGUCUCUGGAUGACUGAUCACCUGAGAGCAGAUCUUCACUGAUCAGCAGGAGGAGGAGGGUUGUGCUCUGCCCCCUGCAGGGAUGAGACUCUCAUUGUUCACUUGUUAGCAGGGGCACCGGCAGCAGCAUGGACUCCUCUCUACUCCUCUGAUAUUUGGGGCCGAUCCCUUGGAUAUAAUGGAUGUUACCAUCUCCCAGCUCCUGGACCUGUUCCUGGAGAGUCCGCUGGUCACGUGGGUGAAAACCUUCGGACCGUGCGGGAACGAGAAUGAGAGUAAACUGGCGACAUACAUGGAUCUGGUGGACGGCGUCUUCCUCAACAAGAUCAUGCUGCAGAUAGAUCCGCGACCGUCCAACCAGCGAAUCAACAAACAGGUCAACAACGACAUCAACCUGCGGAUCCAGAACCUGACCAUCCUGGUGCGACACAUCAAGACCUACUACCAGGAGGUUCUGCAGCAGCUGAUUGUGAUGACUCUGCCCAAUGUUCUGCUGAUCGGUAAAGACCCCCUGACAGGGAGAAGCAUGGAGGAGCUGAAGAAGAUUCUCCUGCUGAUGCUGGGCUGCGCCGUGCAGUGUGACAGGAAAGAGGAGUAUAUCGAGAAGAUCAAGCAGCUGGAUAUCGAGACGCAGGAGGGAAUCGUAUCGCACAUCCAGGAGGUCACCCACAACCAGGAGAACGUGUUUGAUCUACAAUGGCUGGAUCUGCCGGACAUGGCCCCCGAGGAGCUGGACUCUCUAUCCCGAAACAUGGCGGUCCACCUCAAGAGGCUGCUCGAUGAGAGGGACGACUGUAAAGAGGUGAUCGUAGAUCUCACCCAGGAGAGGGAUUACCUCCAGUCUAUGAAUCCACCCAGUCCAGUCAAGUCCUCCAGUCCAGAUUUGUCGUCCAACGUGAUCAGCCAUUUAUCCACAGAGGACAAGCAGCAUUUGGCUGUGGAGCUCGCGGACAGCAAAGCCAAAGUGCGACGUUUACGGCAGGAAUUGGAAGAAAAGUCUGAGAUUCUCUUGGACACUAAACAUGAAGUGGAGAGACUCAGCCUGGAGAUCCAGAGGCUCAAACAAGAGAACACCCAGCUGGGGGUAGAGGCUCGCACCGCGCGCACGUACCGGGACGAGCUGGACUCGCUAAAAGAAGCCGCGAGCAAGGUCGACCGCCUGGAGAACGAACUCAUCCGCUGCCGGGAAAAACUUCACGAUGUGGAAUUCUACAAGGCGCGGAUGGACGAGCUGAGAGAAGAUAAUCUCAUCCUCAUCGAGACAAAGACUCUACUGGAGGAGCAGCUGGAGGCGGCGCGCGCCCGGACCGACAAAGUGCACGAGCUGGAGAAGGAGAACCUGCAGCUGAAAUCCAAAAUCCACGACCUGGAGCUGGACCGAUUCUCGGACAAGAACCGGAUCGAGGAGCUGCUGGAGGAGAACAUGAUGCUGGAGAUCGCGCACAAGCAAAGCAUGAACGAGUCGGCUCAGCUGGGCUGGGAGCUGGAGCAGGCGUCAAAGAGCAGCGAUCUGUCCGAUGCCAGGAAAUCUUUUGUGUUCGAGCUGAAUGAGUCGGCGUCCAGCCGCAUCCUGAAGCUGGAGAAGGACAACCAGAGCCUCCAGCAGAUCAUCCAGGAGCUCCGAGAGGCCUCCAUCAGCCUGGAGGAGAGCGGCCUGAGGAGCCAAGAACUGGAGAAGGAGAACCAGCAGCUCAACGAGAAGAUUGAAAACCUAAACUCUCAAAUUGAAAAGGAAAAGCAGAGCAGCGCCGACCUGGAGAGUCUGGGGGAAGAUUUACUGAAGGAGAAGGAGAAGCUCGCCCGAAUUCUGGACAGCGUGAAAUCGGAGAAGGAGAAGCAGAUUAAGGAGCUGGAACAGGAAAAUAAACACUUGUCGCAGGCGAUGGCGGCUUUACAACAAAGGGCCCAAGAAAGUGCAGAUUCGAGAGUCAAAGAAGUUGAGAUGGAAAACCAGAUGCUCCAUGAAACCAUCACAGAGACCAGCAGUAAGCUGAAUGAAGCGGAACACAAGAAGAAGCAGCUGCAGAAGGCGUACGACCAGGUGAAGGACAAGGUGGAGCAGGCGGAGGAGAUGGAGAAGGAGGUCCGAAAACUACAGAAGCAGAAUGAACUCGUCACCAAGAAACUGUCCUCCAUGAGGAUCCUAGAAGAGAAGGUGGAGGGGCUGGAGAAAGAGAACGGGAAACUGGAAAGUGAAAACAGGAUAUUUAAGAAGUCUCUGGACACGAUGCAGAACGUCUCCAUCCGACUGGAGGUUCUGGAGAACGAGAACAAGCAGCUGGAUGAGGAGAACCUGGAGCUGAGGAGAGCGGUGGAGGCCAUGAGGUUCUCCUGUGCCAGGAUCACCCAGAUGGAGAGAGAGAACAGCGAGCUCCAGAAGGAGAAGGAAGACCUGCAGAAGAACGUGGAAGUGCUGAAGGCCCUUGGGAAGAAGUCCGAGCGUCUGGAAGUGACUUACCAAGGCCUCAGCGAGGAAAACUGGAGGCUACAGCAGAUGGUGGAGGCCGGAAAUAAGAAGGUGAAUGAGCUGGAAGCAGAGCUGAAGGAAACCGAGAGAGAAAACAAAGAACUGCAGAAGACCUCGGAGGAGAUGAAGAUCAAUAGUAAGAGGCUGGAACGUCUGGAGCAAGAGAAGAUGGUGAUGGAGCAGGAGAUGACCCAACUGGAGAAAGACAAGAAGAUGCUGGAGAAGGAUUCCAAGAGGCUGUGGCAGCAGGUGGAGCUGAAGGACGCCAUAUUGGAUGAUAACACGGUCAAGCUGGCCGACCUGGAGAAGGAGAACAAGACGCUGGAGAAGGAGGUCUCUAAGCUGAGGGAGAUGUCUUCUAGAACCCGAGAACUGGAGAAGGAAAAUAAGGACUUGGUGCAGCAACUGACGGUGGAUAAGAGGACGCUGGCCACACUACGAGAGGAUCUGGUCUUGGAAAAGUUGAAAACUCAACAGAUGUCGAGCGAGUUGGACAAACUGAGCCUGGAGCUGGAGAAGAUCGGGCUAAACAAAGAGUUAAUGCUGCAAGACGAGAACAGCAAUGCCGAAAAGAAAUACAAGGUUCUGGAGAGUAAAAUUGAAUCAACACUAAAGACGACUUUGGCUGUAAAAGAAAGUAAAAUUCUGUCCCUGGAGGGUCAGGUGGACGAGGUCCGGAGUCUGAACCAGCAGCUGCAGAAUGAGCUGAACUCGCUGAAACAAAACUUUGAGAUGAAAAAUGUGAAUGUAGAUCAGACGGUGCAGAACUCCCGCGGUAGGAGCGGCCGUAACAUCCACAACACGGAGACCCUGGAGAACGGGCAACCGGAGAGCAUGCGGGAGCUGUGGAGGGUGAAGGACCGCGCCAUCGAGCUGGAACGGGAUAACGCGGCGCUGCAAGCGGAGAAGAAGCUGACGAAAGACCAACUGCGCCAUCUGGAAACGCAGAACCAUUCCCUCAAUAACCAGAUGGGGGCGCUGCAGAAACAGAUCACUUUCCUGCAAGAAAACAAUACCGCUCUGCAGACGCAGACGGCAAAUCUGCAGGUGGAGAGUUCUGCAGCUGCUUCCCAAAACGCUUCCUUAAAAUCGCAGAUCUCCCAGCUGCAGAACCAGCUGAGCAUCCUAGAGGGCGAGAACGAGAAGGUGGCGCGCCAGCGGGAAGAGGCCACCGCCAGCCAUGACGCGCUGCUCCGGGACCACGAUCACCUGGUGUCCCUGUACGAACGUCAGUCUGCGGAGUACGAGGGGCUCAUCGGGCAGCACAGCGCGCUGAAGGCGCAGCACAAGAGCCUGGAGCAGACGCAACGCAGCAUGGAGGACAGCUACAACAACCUGCUGCGCCAUAAGGCAGAGCUGGAGGAACGGGACAAAGCACUGAACAGUGAGAAUGAAGAAUUACAUCAGGAAAAGAAGAAGAAUGUCCUGUCCGCGAGUGAGAACGAGAAGCUACGAGAAGAGCUGGAGAGACUGAAGUUCCUGCACAAUGAGCUCCAGGGCGAAUACAACUCUUUACACAAACACACGAAGGACAUGAAGGGUUCGCUAAACAACGCCCAGAUGGAGCUGAACCGAUGGCAGGCCAAGUUCGAUGAGUUAAAGGAGCAGCACCAGACCAUGGACAUUACUCUGACCAAGCUGGACAACCGCUGUGAGCUGAUGAGCCGCCUGAAGCGUAACCUGGAGGAGGAGAACCAUCACCUCCUGAGCCAGAUCCAGAUGCUGAACCAGCAGAACCAGAUGUUACUGGAGUCCAGUAUGGAGAGUAAAGAGCACUACUACGAGGAGCAGAAACAGUACAUAGAUAAAUUAAAUGACCUGAGACGACAGAAGGAGAAGCUGGAGGAGAAGAUAAUGGACCAGUAUAAGUUCUAUGACCCCGCGCCAAAGAAGAAGAAUCACUGGUCCGGCGCUCGAGCUCUGGCCAAACUCAUCAAACCCAGGAAAGAAAGUUCCAGAGAGAGACCCAAGUCUGUGGGCGACGUUGCCAACCAAACGGCGGAGAACCUGGAGAUGGCGGCAUCACCGUCUGUUUCGCGGCCGCUGCGAGUCCAGCACGAGAAUACGGAUAACUGUUCCCUGGCAUCUGACGAGAAAGACUCAGCAAGAACCUUCAGCAAUAAAGUCUUGGUCGAUGUUGGUCACAAGCAGAAUCGGAUGUCUUAUCAUGGCGAGGAGAUGGAGGGCUCGGAGCGGGCUUCUCGUCCCCGGAGGAUAGGUCCGGCGUCCCGAGCCUUCUCCACGUCUGCGAUCCACCUGAGCCCCGCGGCGAGUCUGAGGUCACAGCAUCCGGGGAGAGCGAAAGGUUACAAUUCUGAGGAUAACGUCUUUGACCAGUUACCGGAUACAGAGCUCGGCCCCGGAGGACUUCGUGUCCCUCGGCCCAACAAUCUGGAUAACAACAGAAACGCGUCCACCACCAGCUCGCCGCUGACCCUGAAAAGUAGACCAGACAGUAUGAGCAGCGAUGAUUUCAUCCCCACCAAGGAGGCUGCCCUGUUACCUAGAGAAAGUUACGUCAGUCGGACCGGCUCCGGCAGUAAACUGGAAGUAACUGCUAACAGAACCAGUCUGGUGUCCAACAACAACCCUGAGUGGAGGCCCCCGAGCCGUGCGCAACCAAGACCGCGGUCCGGCUCUCCGGGGAGCGAGAUGGUGACCUUAGAAGAAUUUCUGGAGGAGAGUAAUGAGAAGUCCCCAUCCAAUCACCGGCACAGUGUCAUUGACAGCGAGCUCAUCACCCUGCAGGAGUUUCUAUUAGAGGCCGAUUCCCUACACGCUUCUUCCCUUUCCCCUUCUCCCACGCUUCACCACAAGGAGCCUUCAGAGUCGUCGUCAGGAACCUCGUCGCCAUCUCUUGAGAACGGCGCAUGGAGGCAACGCGCAGCAGACCGGAGAGCGACCUCGCUGUAUAUCCUCAGGGACACGUCGAGCGGUCGGGAGGAUUUGUUGGGCGAUUAUAUUAGGAAGACCAGCGACUCUUCUGACUUCGGGGGUCCGACGGUCCAGGCUGGUUAUAGAGACUUUCAGUCUACACCGGCAAUUUAUGGAAACCUAUCAGCCAAAUUACCUGGAGGAGAUAUCAAAGAUGGCAGGCCCGGCCAAUACGUCAAACCCAACCUGCGACCGACUGAUCCGGUGACUAACCCGUCGGCUUCACUCAGGCGACCUCAAAUGCAGCAGCCGGUCAACAGCACUAAGCAGGUUCCUGAGCCACAGCACCCGGGGCCCCUGGCUGCUAGGGCCAAUUCCUUAAACAGGGCUUUCAGCCUGGCCACUGCAGACUUACUAAAAGCCAAUGGUCCAGACCUGAACCGUAUGGACAAACCAGAGCUGGAAACACCUAUGUUAAAGGACUUUGGUAGUCACAUCUUAAGAACAUCUACACCGACAGGCUUCCCUAGAGACAGACCCCAACCCGCCAGGGUGUCCAACCCACCAAAGAGCGACGACUUUCGCACGCGGUCGCUAGAUACUAGACGCCUUUCGCUGGCCGUCUCCAGAGAAGACAAGACACUACAACCCGCCCUAUCCACCAGCUCCUUACAGCAGCCUUACACUUCUCCCCAGACUUCCGGAAGAGGCCGGCCCAGGCCCAUCUCCCGCUUUGGAGAAGUGGCCAUGGUUUCACCAGUUAGGCCGAUAUCCAGCAUUCCCGAGGUGGAAGGUCAGACGGGAGCUGCUAACCCUAAAUCGCCAAGCCCAUCUCCCGACUGCCUCCCCCCACCGAGUGCUGAAGACGACUCUAACGCAACCUCGCCCAAAAGUACUCCCGCCUCUCCGGACCCCAAUGCCGACCCACAGACAGUUUGGUACGAGUACGGUUGCGUCUGAGUAAAUGCUGGUUUUCUGGGGUGUCGCCUCAUAAAAUGGGAAACUAUCGCUACGGGCUGGAAGUUGAGCAUAAAACACUUUUUUUGUGAUUGCAACUGAACACAAGUAUGUAGGAUUUAUUCUAGUGCCUAUGUAGAUUCUAUUGGUCCCUACGUUUUAUCAAUCACCCAAAUCAGACUAACCUAAUUUUACUAUUAGUGAUGGACUCUCAAUGUGCAACGUAAUCAUUCCCUGAGCUUCCUAGAGUCAUUACCCGCUGCUUGUAAAGUGGGAUGCAAAGUUGUCAGCUGGUACGGUUAGGCCAUGUUCACACAGCAAAAUGCCACACAAAUUCUGCCAAAAUUGCAGCAGAAUUUCUUUGUCCUCUAAAUACAGAAUUCUGUCGAAAUUCAAGCCCCGUCGAGUUCAAUGGGAUUCCGCCUGCAAUUCUACAAAAUUGAAAGACAUUGUGUGAAUGGGACAGCGGAAUCCUAUUGAAGUAAGGUCCCUUUCACACUGACGUUGUGCCCCGUCAGAGAACGUCCGUCAGGCACUUUUUUUUUGUGCCUUAACGCACGUUGUUUUUGAUGGGAAACAACGGGUCCCGAUAAAUCCCAUUUACUAUUAUGGGGUCCGUCGUUUUUUUUCACAGGAGAAGUGGGAGGAAAAAUGUUGCACAAUGUAUUUUUCCUCUCGCUAUUCUCCCCGUCUUCCCCGAUGGACGUCACACUGCUGUGUCCAAACGGCAGUGUGAAAGAAGCCUAAAAUUUCAGCAGAAUUUCCAAGUUGCAGCAAAGUCCCAUUGAGUUCAAUGGGAUUCUUCUGUACUGUGGACACUGCGGGUGUUCCUGCCACGGACAUGUCUAUUCACUCGGCAAUGCAUUGAUGCCUAUGAGACGGCACAUUUCCGAGUGCUCUUUGGCGCCCGCCAGAACUUUUAAAUGUGUGAAAAUGUCCGCCUGUGUUUUCCAGGCCCACAUUCUGCACAUUUUUGCCCAUGUGAACAUGGCCUUAGCCUUCCUAUUAAAGGGGUCUUCCUCUAAUUUAUUCCCUAUUUCUUUACUAUUGAGUGUAUAGCCGUGAACUGUGGAGCUCCAGAUGUUGCAAAACUACAACUACUACCAUCUCCGGGCAUGCUGGGAGUUGUAGUAUUGCAACAUUUGCUAGUCCACACCGCUAUAUAUGUUCUCAUUUCUGCGCUCUGCAUUGCACUUUCUCCAUCUCUUUUCUCGCUUAGCGGUAAUGUACAGCCGAUCGUCUAUUAUACAGAUAUUAAUUCAUCAGAUUCACAUAUAGAUUUUUUUUUACUAUUGAUAAAUGAUUCUGCUUUAUUGUUUAAUUUAUUGAUCUGAUUGACUACUGAAUAUUUAGAAGCACAAGGACUAGCUGGACUGUACGGGAAGCCGCGUCUUGUAUAGGCGGUCAUCGUGUUUGGAGGAAUGUGGCGCUAACACUGGAGUCUAUAGACCUGUAAUAAAAUAUUGGGGGACUGUUUACUGAACGGAGGGUCCCAUGAUAUGUCAGGAAUAUUUUGGGGUCCUUUACUACUGUAUAAAUGCAAUUCUUCUGUUAUGGUGAUAUGUAUGUAAGCCUUUAGGGCUGUGUUCCCCAGCUUGUUGCAAAACUACAACUCCCAGCAUGCCCCGACAGCUGCAAGUUGUCGGGGCAUGCUGGGAGUUGUAGUUUUGCUACAGAUAAAAUGCCACAGGUUGGAGAGUACUCAUGAUGUGAGCCCUUUAUAUCAGUAUUUCCCAACCAGUGUGCCUCCAGCUGUUGCAAAACUACAACUUCCAGCAUGCACCCACAGCCAACGGCUGCACUGGUUGGGAAAACACUGCUCUAUAUGCUGCUGAACGGCUCAUAUGAUGUAAGAUGAUGUUGUCCAAUGAAAUGUUAGACUUUAGAAACUUCAAAGAAUGUUGAGAAAAUUUUCAUUCCCUUUCGUCCCUCGGUGGCACACAAAGGGUUAAAAUAUAUAUUUUUUCUGCUGGGCAGAAGAUAUGAUCACCGAUUAGAAUGAAUUAAUCAAUAAACUAAUGAAACCUGGCUAUGGUUAUGAUACGAAUGGUUAUGAGUAAACGAAUAUGGGGUGGGGGGGGAUAGAGAAUCAACUGGAAUGAUUACGGCUCGGGGGAUUAAUGUGAUGUCAUGCAUAUAUAAUUAAUUACGCAAAUUAGAAUGGCAGGUAUUUUUGGGCGAGAAAGGUGGCAAUCCCAGUGGCCCCCCAUGAUCAACUCUUACCUGGGGUCCCCAUGAGUUGUCAAUCCACCCCUUCCCCCUGCUGUGAACCUCACUGCCAGACUCUGGAGGCUGAGGGGUUAAUUUGCUGACGCUGGUACGUGAUACGACGUGUCUGGACAUGGGCGGAGCUUCCAGUGAUGUCACGCAUAUAUAAUUAUAGAAAUUGGCAUGGCCGGUAUUUUAUUUAUUUUUAUUUCAUUACCUCCUAUGGAUAUGGGGGAAAAAACACUUUUUUUUUUCCUUCUUGUGCAAAGGAAAAGUUGCCGAUAGCAACAAAUCAGAUCGCUUCUUUCAUUUUGCAGAGGCCAUAUUAAAAAUGAAAGCAGCGAUGUGAUUGGUUGCUAUGGGCAACUUUUCCUCUGGACAGGUUCUGAUAAAUCUCCCCCUAUGAUCUUCCUCCUGGAAUUCUGUUGACACAGCUUAGCUGAACCCAUGGAUACUUUUUUACUAUUAGGGACAAGAUUUAUAAGCACCGACACUGCCUGUGGAAUCCAAUGGUUUUUUUUCACCCCGGCGCAUGUUACUUCCCAGAGUUUCUGGUGAAGCGCAUGCCGGCAGUAGUGGGUAGGUAUUUUAAAGGGGUACUCUGCCGCUACCCCCGCAAUCUCAGCAGCGACACCCCGGACAUCCGGUGCACGGAGCGAACUUCACUCCACGACAGGUGAUUGGCGAUGCGGGGCGGAGGCUCGUGAUGUCACGGCCACACCCUGCUUGUGAUGUCACAGUCACGCCCCCUCAAUGCAAGUCUAUGGGAGGGAGUGUGACUGCCGUCACGCCCCUCCCAUAGACUUGCAUUGAGGGGGUAUGGCCGUAAUGUCACGAGCCUCCGGCGCUCUAAUCUAAGGCCGGGUGCAGCAGGGAUAUCAUGGGGGUCCCCAGAGGCAGGACCCCCACGAUCAGACAUCUUAUCCCCUAUACUUUUGAUAGGGGAUAAGAUGUCUAGGGGCAGAGUACCCCUUUAAUUCCUCAAUUAAAUCCGUGAAGAAAACUGUCGAGGGUGAGCCUAGAGAAGAGAAUCUACCUAAAAAAGUUUUUUAUUUUCCUCAGUCUAGUCACCAUUCUCACCCUGGUCAACCUCUCUUGGAGUCUCAUUAAAUCAGAAUGGCAGAAGAAUGAGAGAAAAAUCGGACAUGGGGUCCAGAUUUAAGUUUGCCUACAGAAUGGAUCUGGGGUGCUCAGAGAUUUGGCAUGCCCUUCCUAAAGUCUAUCAAAAAGUGUCGAGACUUUCCAAAAAGUCUGUUGAUGACUGAUGACUCCUCUCUGCUCAAAUAUCAGAUGGAUAGGAGGGCUGAGGGAUUCCUCAAAAGGGGUUAUGCUGCCGCUGCUUCGACCUUGUAAAGCCUCAGUUGUGUCGUUGCGGGUUGGUCAAGCUCUCCGGAUAUGGCUUUCCAGUGCCAAGGGAAGAGAUUUUGCGUGAUCUUAUGAGCAAUAAGAAAGGGUUGUUCUUUCCAACUUCUAAGAAGCCGAAAUUCCGUCUGGGAAGAAGACCGUUUAGAGCAUCUUCACAGCACAGGAGGUUCAUUGCUCAGAAGAACAGACAGCAGCAUCAGUCUCGGCCUCAAUCUUCUUCAUACAAAAAGAAAUCUCCUCAGGGCGUUGACAAUUCUAAAGGUUUUUAAUGCCAACUCUUCGGCGCCAGGGUUUCCCUUUCUGUCUCAGCCUGGUAUCAAACAUCCUCUGAUUCGUGGGUAAAGUCUGUAAUUUCAAGAGGCUACGAAGCUUCCCUCAAACAAGUUUUCCUCAACAGAGGGGGUGCUCAAAUUAGUCUGUUCAUUUCGGGAAUUCCUUCAAAAAGGAGAUCUGGAACCAUUCCAGGCCGCCAAAGAGGUUCUGGAGUGUACUCCAGAGUCUUCGCAGUUCCCAAAAAAGAAGGGUCAUGGAGACUCGUUAUAGACUUGACUUCCCUGAACAAGUUUAUUGUAAAAUAAAAAAAUAAAAAAAGGGUUUCAAAAUGGAAUUCAUCAGGUCAGUCCUGGCUCUGCUAGAAAAAGGCGAUUGGAUGCCUACCUUCACAUCCCAAUCCUCAGGUCUCACAGGAGAUUCUGCUCAUCUCAGGAAAGUUAUGCAUUCCCAUUUACCUGUCUCCCCUUUGGCCUCUCAUCCGCUCCUCGAGUAUUCACAAAGGUGUCUGUGGUAAUAUUGGCCCAUCUCCGUCUUCAAGGCGUCAAUUUAAUAGCGUACUUACAUGACUGGUUAAUUCUAGCCCACUCAAAAUAGCUUCUUCAUCCAUCUGACAAUCUCUGUCCUGUAAUGGAUUUUUCCUGAAUUUUUUGAAAUCUCACCCGUCUCUGAUAACGCAGGGCAAGUUCCUCGGAUUCAGGAUCGACGCUAUUGCCAUGAGGCUGUUCCUGUCAGAGAACAGACGUCUCAAACUGAAGUCGGAGGUUGUCAGACAUAUGCACAGAGAUUUCGGUCGGGUCUGCCAUGAGUGUCCUAGGCUUGAUAUCUGCUCUGGGUGCAAUUCCAUGGGGGAUAGCGCACAUUAUAGACCCCUGCAGCUCGAUAUCCUUGCCCAGUGGAUCAAAGACCCUGGGGUCUGGACAGGAAUAUGUCCCUGUCUGUUUCCACAAGACAAGAUCUCGCCUGGUGGUUGCGACCAGACAAGGUGGAUCUAGAAGAUCUCUAUGCAGUUCACAUUCGGGGCUCCCUGAAUUCUCAAGCAGACUUCCUCAGCAGGAAGAAGCUCAAUCUGGCAGAAUGGCAUCUGAAUAACAGAGUCUUUCUUCAGAUUGUCAAGAAGUUCGGAGAACAAGAGAUGGAUGUGAUGGCAACAAGGAUGAAUCGGAAACUUCAUCUAUUCUGCUCCUUUGUUGCCCAAGAUCAAGGAAGAACAUGCCAAAGUCUUGGCACCUCUGCCUUUUGGGCCAAGGAGGGCUUUGUUCCAACUCUCAUUAAAUCUUUCGAAAGGCUGUCUCUGGGGAUUACCUCUCCUUCCGGACCUUGUUCUUCAGGAAGGACUGAGCCAUCCAACACUACACAAAUUACAGCUUGGCUUCUUAAAGGAUGAUUCUCACUCUCAAGGUUUCUCAAAAGAUGUUAUUAAUCUGCUUGCUGCAUCAAGGAAACCGUCUACACUCAAAGUGUAUUCCAGAGUUAUGAAGGUGUUUCGCUCCUGGUGGAUCAGUCACCAAGCCGAGGCCCCUUCUCUUACACAUGUUCUGGAAUUUUUUUAAAGAGGGUUUUGAUAAGGGGCUCAAGCCUAAUACACUAUGGGUUUAGUUUUCAGCUAAUAAUAACUUCCUCCUAAGGUUAACAGAUUUUUUAUUUAAAGUGAUGGCACGAGCGGGGAGUAACCGUGACAUCACGAGCCUCCAGAGCUGCACCCGACGCUCUAAACGAAUGUCGGGGGCAGCAGGGAGAUCACGGGGGUCCCCAGCGGCGGCCCCCCCCCCCCCACGAUCAGACAUCUUAUCAGUUAUCCUUUGGAUAACUCCUAGGGGCGGAGUACCCCUUUAAGGAUGUUAUCAAUUUGUGUUAUUCUAUUCAUGGUGAAGAUUGUCCGGUUGGUGUUCAUGUGCAUUCCCUCAGAGCUAUGUUGACAUCCAGGGCAAAUCUGGCUCAAGUUUCUCUGGAUGAAAUAUGCCGAGCAGCUACUUGGUCCUCUCCGGCCACUAUCAUUAACCAUUACAAGUUGGAUCUUAUAGCUAGCAAGGAGGUGUCCUUUGGCAGACAUGUGCUGGAUCUAAUCCCUCCCUUUGCAUAUCCCUUUGUGUGCCGCCAAGGAACCAAAUGGAAGGUUAAAAUUAACUUACCGAAAAUUUUUCUUUCCAUGAGUCCCAAGGCGGCACAAAUUCCCUCCCUAUUAAACUUUGUUUAUUGCUGCUGUUUUUUUUCCCAUAGGAGGUGCCUAGCCGGGUUUCAUUAGUUUAUUGAUUAAUUUGUUAAUUAAUUCUAAUUGGUGAUCAUAUCUUCUGUACAGUAGGAAAAAAAAAGAAAUAUAUUAACCCGUUGUGUGCCGCCUUGGGACUCAUGAAAAGAAAAAGUUUUGGUAAGUAAAUUUUAACCCUAUACAGUCUAAUUCCUUUAAUCUGGCAUCAGCACUGCCCAAUAAGUGCUGGAUUAUCAUAUAUUCUAUUGAUGUCAUGGCAGCACAUGACUAUUCCCCGAUACGAAUGCUCAGUUUCCCGCUUCCGCAUUACAGGUCUGUGCUGCAACCAAGUGCCAGAAUUUUAGAUGCUGCAAGAAAGGAAAUCACUGGAUAUAAAACUUUGUUACUACUGAGAAUUCUGAAGUAAUAGUUGUCUAUUUCCCUCAUACAUGAAGGGGGGCACAUCAUUUUUGAUGCACCUCUGUUGGCGGCAUCGUGCAUGCCCCUGAUUGGUUCUGGACAUUCGUGCACUUUGUGAUGGCGCCGCCGCUAUGUACAUACAAUGUAUAUGACUGUAUAGUUUUUCUUCUGUAUAUAAGUGUCUCUAAUUUCAGUAAUUCACGAUCCCACAACGUGAUCAGCCCCAGCCAAACCUCAAUGUAAACAGUGGUGCUAUGUACGGCCAUAUUGUAUCGUGAGGAGCAUUGCAGUGGUUUUAUUACAAUGUGAUUCUCCUACUGAUGCCGUUCGCCAAUCAAUCAUUGUACGUUCCAGAUUCCAUCCUGUCCGUGUUUUCUCUUGUAAUAAAUGUGCGCUUUUCAGCGA
Molecule: messenger RNA, 13221 nt
Organism: Hyla sarda
Lineage: Eukaryota; Metazoa; Chordata; Amphibia; Anura; Hylidae
Gene: CCDC88C
Product: coiled-coil domain containing 88C
Exons: 31
Coding region: 246-6368 (2040 amino acids)
Biological process (GO): cytoskeleton-dependent intracellular transport; cytoplasmic microtubule organization
Cellular component (GO): centrosome; cytoplasm
Molecular function (GO): microtubule binding; dynein light intermediate chain binding
Source: RefSeq, a predicted model, not a curated record